GUCGGUUGUAUAUGAGCGAGCGGCUACGUGUCAGUCCUGUUCGACAGCGCGCGCGGAGUCAGAGGCAGCAGGGCAGAGACAGAGAGACAGAGAGACACAAUGGCACCUAAAGGGGGCAAUAAGCAGCAGUCUGAGGAGGAUUUACUCCUGCAGGACUUCAGCAGGAACCUCUCAGCUAAAUCCACCGCGCUGUUUUACGGAAACGCGCUGAUCGUCUCCGCCAUUCCCAUCUGGCUCUUCUGGAGGAUCUGGCACAUGGACCUGGUGCAGUCCGCGGUUCUGUACGCCGUCAUGACCCUGGUCAGCACGUACCUGGUGGCCUUCGCUUACAAGAACGUUAAAUUCGUCCUCAAGCACAAGGUGGCUCAGAAACGCGAAGACGCUGUUUCCAAGGAGGUGACCCGCAAACUGUCCGAGGCCGACAACCGCAAGAUGUCUCGCAAAGAGAAGGACGAGAGGAUUCUGUGGAAAAAGAACGAGGUGGCGGAUUACGAGGCCACAACGUUCUCCAUCUUCUACAACAACACUCUGUUCCUCGUGCUGGUCAUUGUCGCCUCCUUCUUCCUGCUGAAGAACUUCAACCCGACGGUGAACUACAUUCUGUCCAUCAGCGCCUCGUCUGGUCUCAUCGCUCUGCUGUCCACGGGCUCAAAGUGAUGGAGAGAGAGAGAGAAUGAAACUUUAAAACAUGGAAAAAGAAGAGGGAUGAACAAAUGAAAGACUAGGGUUGUGGGUUGUGCUGUACGAGUCCGUAAAACGGGGGUGCAGGAGACGUUAAUCAUUUCAUCAGUGGACUUACAUGAAAUUCAUGAUCUGUGCGAUGCCGAGAGGUCGUUUCUGACUUUCACUUUUUUUUACCAAUAAAUAAAAGAGCGUUAACCCUGA
This is a messenger RNA of Clarias gariepinus (North African catfish), 885 nucleotides long. RefSeq names its product signal sequence receptor, gamma (gene ssr3). The record is from RefSeq and is a predicted model, not a curated record. NCBI's taxonomy places the organism in Eukaryota, Metazoa, Chordata, Actinopteri, Siluriformes, Clariidae. Gene Ontology annotation, cellular component: endoplasmic reticulum; membrane. Gene Ontology annotation, biological process: SRP-dependent cotranslational protein targeting to membrane. Bases 100 to 657 code for a protein of 185 amino acids. The transcript has 5 exons.